Nomia melanderi (Alkali bee) is the source of this 6655-nucleotide messenger RNA. Its product is annotated as tyrosine-protein kinase-like otk. Gene Ontology annotation, cellular component: neuron projection. Gene Ontology annotation, biological process: protein phosphorylation. Gene Ontology annotation, molecular function: ATP binding; protein kinase activity. Lineage: Eukaryota; Metazoa; Arthropoda; Insecta; Hymenoptera; Halictidae. The record is from RefSeq and is a predicted model, not a curated record.
GUUUCGUGGAGUACGGUUGCUCUUUGUAUUCGGCUCUCGUGAUAGUGUGUCAGUUCGUUCGACGGUUUGACUCGGGACGCAGAGUAGAUAGAAUGACAGCGACGUGAGAUUCCAUUGAUCCGGGAUCGUCUUCCACGUCCGACUUCCUCUACCGUGUAUACUUCCGUGUCGCGUGCUUCCCCGUGGUUCGACACUAAAACAAGGAUGCGGAGCCUCGACGUAGCUACGUUUCUACUUAGCCUCCUGGCGACGGCGUUCGGCCAGGACGGCGACCUGUUCUUCUCGGUGAACCCCGGCGAGCACUCGGUCGUCGAGGGAUCCUCCGUGCGUCUGAGAUGCGAGGCGCAGCCCAGCUCGCGCGUCAAGUACUCCUGGAAGAUCGACGGGCAGCCCCUCGCGCCGAGUCCCCGGCGGCACCAGGACGGCGGCGACCUGCAGAUCACGAGGGUCAAUCGGAUCCUCGACAGCGGCAACUUCGUCUGCGUCGCGACGCACGAGGACACCGGAUACUCCAUCGACAGCACACCGGCCAAGAUCGACAUCCAAUGGAUCAGCGAGGCGAGCGUGCAGCUACAGCAGCCGAAACUACCCUCCGCGGUUCACGUGGGAAGCGAGGUUGAACUUCGAUGUCACGUCGAUGGCUCUGGAGACAUGGAAUACGAGUGGUUCAAAAACCGCAGGCUGGUGCGCAGCGAUCGGAUCGAGGUGAGGAAGAAGAAGCUGCAUAUUCAUCGCGCGGUUCCCGAGGACAGCGGCAUGUACAGCUGCCUGGCGAAGAACAAGGCCGGAUCGUCGCCGAAGAUGGAGAGCUAUCCGCUGACCGUGUCGGGCAACGAGACCGCCACGAUAAAGGUCGUGCCGAGGAACCUAAUCGCGAAACGCGGCGAGCCGGCCGUCCUCCACUGCGUAUUCGAGGACGCUGACUCCGUUCAGUGGUUCUUUAAGGACAUCGGCCCGCUGGAAACCGACGACGAGAGAACGGUUCUCGACAACGGCACUUUGGUGAUACGCGUCGCCGAGGACAGGGAUCAAGGAUUCUAUUCCUGCCACGGGGAUAGGGGGGACACCACCAUCACCUACACGGUCGAACUUCAAAUAGCUUAUUUAAUGAACCUCUCUGCGGCCUCGUUCGAGCCCCUACUGCCGAACCAAGUGGCGGUGGUGGCGGUGGAUCAGGAACUCCAGGUCAGUUGCCUGGAACCCGCCGGGCUGCCGGCUCCCAAAGUCUACUGGAAAGACCCCAGCGGACACAUUAUAAGCGAUUCCGGGGCUGUGCGUGUUCAGGAUAACACGCUUAUCGUCGCGAACGCUCGGAAGGACGAGGACGAGGGCUCUUACACUUGCGUCGCCGAAAACAUGGCCGGUGAGACCGAGAUAUCCGCUCAAGUGGUCGUUUCCACUGCCCCGACGCUGAUCAGCUCCCCGGAGAGUCAGAGCGUGAUGGAGGGAGAUUCCGUGACGUUGACGUGCUCCUACGCGGGAAUGGAUCCGCCCGUGACCCACGUACGCUGGCUGAAGAACGGCGAGCCGUUGAAGGAAAGCGGAGGGCCGACGAGACACCGGGUCACCGAUCACCACGGCAACGUGACCCUGCACUUCAAGAGCGCCGACCUGUCGGACAAGGGCACCUACAUGUGCGAGGUAUUCACGAAGGGCUUCCCGUCGAUAUUUUCGGAGCGGGCCACUCUGACGGUGGAGGAGAAGCUCAAGUUCUCGCCGCAACCGGUGGACAAACGGCUGGAGCUCGGCUCGACCGCGAAGGUCCCGUGCAAGUCCCAGGGCGCGACCAAUCCGAUGGUGAAGUGGAUCAAGGAGGGGGUGGGCGAGAAAUUCCCGGAACACGUGCAGGAUAUCAACGGCACGCUCCAUUUCAACGGUGUCCUCGAGAAGGACAAGGGGCGGUACACUUGCAUAGCCAGCAACGCCCAGGGAUCGAUCAACCACACGAUCAACAUCGACGUAGUCAUCGCGCCGAAAUUCACGAUCCAACCGCAAAACCCGACGGAGGCAACGGAGGGCUACUCGGUGAUGUUGCACUGCGCGGCGGAAGGCGACCCGAAGCCGACCAUCCAGUGGGACAAAGACUCCCGCAUGAACAACCUGAACAACUCCCGGUUCGAAGUGCUGGGGAACGGAAGUUUAUACAUAAAGGAGGUGUUCCUGGGCGACGAGGGGAAGUACGGGUGCACGGCGGGCAACAGCGGGGGAUUGAAGCGAGAGGAGGUUCAGCUGAACGUGAAAGCCAACGACACGCCGAGGUACGACAUGGACCUAGAAGUGAGCGACGACGGAUCGAUGAUGACGAGGACGGUGACGAUCACGCUGAGCGCGGCCGCGGCCUACAUGAUCCUCGUCGUGGGCUUGAUGCUGUACUGCAGGUACAGGCGUCGCCGUAGGAAGCAGCAGUACCUUCAGGAACAGGCGGAAGAAAAACUGGAGAACGGAGAGGUGCAGGAGGAGCAGACCGAGCUGAAGGAGACCGGGAACAGCAAGAUGAACUCGACGCACAAGAAGAAGGAGAACCGCGACUCCCACAACAAGAGCGACGGCGCGGACACCGCUCAGAGCCAGAGCAGCAACCAGUCGAAGAAGUCCAAGUCGAACUACGACAAGAUCGCUGUGUCGCGGAGCAACCUGAAGGACCUGAAGCCGCUCGGCCGCGGCGAGUUCGGCGAGAUCUACGCCACCAAGUACCAAGUGGAAGGCGACAAGGAGUCCCUGGUGAUGGUCAAGAGCCUGACGAACACGAAGGACGAGACGUCCCUGCAGGAGUUCAAGCGGCAGUUGGAUCUGCUGCACAAGCUGAGCCACGAGAACGUGGUGAAGCUGAUCGGCCUGUGCCGCGAGGAGGAGCCGGACUACAUGAUCCUCGAGUACACCGACUGGGGGGACUUGAAGCAGUUCUUGAUCGCGUCGAGGAAGGACAAUAACUCCAGCCCGACCCACGAGACGAAGGCACCACGAGCACCGCAACUGUCCGUCGCGCAGAUCAUCUCCCUGUCGAACCAGGCGGCGAAUGGGCUGAAACAUCUCGCGGACACUCGUCUGGUUCACAAGGACAUAGCCGCCCGUAACUGCCUGAUCGCCAGCAACCUGACGAUCAAGAUCUCGAUGCCGUGCAUGACCAAAGAGCCCUAUCAGCAGGAGUACACCAAGCACCGGAACCAAGUGAUCCCGUUAAGAUGGCUGCCGUACGAAGUCGUCUACGAGGACGAGUACUCGACCAAGAGCGACGUAUACUCGUUCGCCUGCCUCGUCUGGGAGAUGUUCCAUCAGGGCGAGCUGCCGUUCAACAAGAUGAACGACGAGUCCGUGCUGUCCGCUCUCAAGACGCAGACCCUCGCGUGGAAGCCGCACAAAGCGGCGCCGCCCGCCCUGCAGGAGCUGCAGGCCCAAUGCUGGGCGAACGACCCGCGGGAGAGGCCGACCUUCGACGAGGUUGUCUCGAAAAUAGGUGAAAUUGUCGUCGACAGUUGUCUCUAGAUCGCUCGAGACGAUGCCACGAGGCUCUAAAUCGGAGAUACCGGGGCGGGGGUAAUGAUUGCGCUCGUGCUCGACAACGGUAGACUGAAUGACUGGAGAAGAAGGAGAAGGUGGAGGAGGAGGAGGAGGAGGAAAGUCGAAGGAUCUCAACGUUGCUCGAUCUAGCUAGAGUUUAGUUACACCGAGCCAGCUUCCCGGCGAUCGGCCGCCCAGCAAUGAUUACCCGCGCCGCGGUAUUCUGUCGCGUCCAUUAGGUCGUUAAGGAUAUAAUUUAUUUGUAACACAAGGAUCCGCUCCAAUGACUGCUAACGUCGGAUUAACGUUAAGGAUAACCGUACGGCCCCGUACACGCUACAAUAUUAUACGACUAAACGCAAUAUUUAGUACUCAGUAUCAGUGUAACGAUAUAGGUAAUAUCGACCACCAUCGCACAUCGAAUAUACUCGUAAGUUACGCUAUAUUGUCGUCACGGCAGAGAUCGCAAGCUACAAUGUGAACGCAUCGUAUUAAGAAAGUAUCACGACCAUAUCAACAAUUGAACGAACGACGAUUUUUAUAUCCGCCUAAUUCGCGUCUGACACUCGUUGUAUUCCGUUAAGGUUUAAGGCUUAAGGAUUAUUUAUAGCUAACACCUGUGUCUAACACGUACAUUUAUAUAUAUAUGAUAUACGCGCCGUCGCGCGGAGCCACUCCAGCCGCGUGCGCCGCGAACACUCGUCUCGCCGUGUACGCGUCCGCGGCGGCUCCGCGCGCUCACGCGCGCGAGAUGGGCCAUCGAGUUGAAAUUGUUCGCCCGAUCGCGCGGAUAUUGGCCGAUAUUGGAGGCUGCCAUUCGUACGGUUGGUCGAACGGUUUUCGUUGCACGGGUCGCGGGAGUUGGGCGAGGAGGGAACGAAAGGGGAACACUGAAAGGAAGCGAGAAGCUCGAAAUCGUUCGAUAUCGGCUCGAAGAGGGUAGAAAGAGAGAGAGAGAGAGGGAAACGGCCUUGUACAUACGGAGGGUACAUAACUGUAAGUUCGUUAAGUAGAAUCGCGAGAUUCCGGUUUGAUUUUGAUCGACGACGCACUUCCGACGGAUCGCGACGUUAUCGUUCAUCGCUGGCUCUCGGUCACGACGAAGCUGCUCGCGUCGAGCAACGCUGCCUAUUUUCGCAUUCAAAGAGGAAUAUAGUUUAUAAGAGACCGUCGCGUCGAGGUCCCGGUCUCCUCGCUGGAUCGCGGGAUGCCGCGACCGCCCGCGCGACGGGAAUCAGCACAACGAAAUCGUUUCAUUCGAUUACGUUCCCGUACGAUCGGAUUAUUUCGCUUUGCACACGCGCACGACCCCGCCGCCCCGCACAAUCGACAUCGGUCGCUUUCAGUUCGCGAGUUCAGGACGGGAGGAGGCUUCGGCUCGUCGCGAGACGUUUUGAUUUCGAAGGGGUCGUGCCAGGCCCCCGUCGGUUUCCGAAUUUUCGUCGUUUCGAGCUCGAGGCGCGUGGGACAGGAAUGGGUGCGAAAGAUGAUCGCGGACAGGCUCUCGGCCGCACGGGAGUAGAGAGGACAGGACGACAGGCGCUCGGUACAGGUAUAAAACGUAUUCCGCAUCCGAUAUAUUAUUAAACGAUUACUGAUCCAUAGCUCGUGGAAGGGGAACGCGUACACGUUUCGGAGCUUACCAAGACGAAAUUCGAUGAUGGUCGAGACGAACGCGAUUCCAGGGGAACUUCGAUAGUCUGGGUCAACUGGGUGUUUUCUUCCGGGGAAAUGGUGUAAUCGGACGACACGCUGGCUCGAUCGCGAUGCAAAAUAUCGAUCAGUAUUCCAAGUAUUCUCAGCCGAGCUCUGCACACGUAUACGCAUAUAAAAUAUAUAAUGUAUCAUAUACGCAUCUAGAUGUACGAGACACUAAGGUAAACACUGCCAGUGAGCAUCUCUGUAACGUUAAAGGUUUCAUAAUCAUAGCGAAUACGACCAUUCCCCUAAUUUAAUGCACCCUCGUCGCACCGAAGGCCAUCCACGGGAGACCUCGAUGCUGCUUUCCCGGUCGCAUCGAUCCCCCCGGGAGCCGUCGUAUAUCACGAUUUUGCAAGGGACGUCGAAUCUUGUCGUCGAUCGCUCGGGGUUCAACGUUCCCGUCGCAAGCGAUCUCAACGAAAUUACAUCUCGUUCCGUUCACCGACCGACUGAUCCUACCGACCGAAGAUACGAAAUGCCAAUCGAAAACGAUAGAACUCAGAACCGCGGAGUCCAAUGUACCGCAAUCUAUCGGAAUGUAACGAUCGAAAGAGAAGAGGAAGAAGAAGAAGAAGAAGAAGAAAGGGGAUCGCGAAUGGUCGAUGGCAAUGGAUUCGCGAAGCCACCUAGCAAACGGUCCAAUCUGGUUGUUCCAGAUGCUUCCUAAAUGUUCGCAGUAUAUGCCAAGAAAAUAUUCUUGUAACAUAAAAAAAUACGUUAGGAACAUACCUUGCAGCAACUUCGCUCGCGCUUGGAUAAAUCGUCGAGGCCGCGAUCGAUCGGGCCCCGACGAGAACCAAACCGUGCUCAUAUCAUUCGCCGAUCGAAUUUCCCGGAGGCCGCGAUCGUCGACCCGUCGUCUUGUCUGGCGUCGACCGGGGAAAACGCGCAUUUCCCGCCGCUCAUUCGCAAUCGUCGCUCGUCUGGAAAAGUUUACACUCGAGUUUAUCGCGCGCGCUACUCUCCCGUGCUCGUGUAUUCACCGUCGUCGUUUCGCGUAAUUGGAUGGCAAGACGAGGGGGUCGACGCGGCCGAGCACACCGAGAGAAAAAAACAGAGAAAAAGAGAGGGAGAGAAAGAGAGAGAGAGAAAGAGAGAGAGAGAACGAAAGGAGUGUUAGAGAGGGAGAGACAGGGAGAGAGAGAAAGAGAGAGAAAGAGAGAGAAAGAGAGAGAAAGCGAGAGAAAGUGAGAGAAGAAAUAGCGCUGCGCCGGUGAUUUUUAACGAAGCGACCUAUUAUUAUGCCUAAUGUGUCUAGUCAUACACGGUGGGAGAAGUGUAAGCGAGAAGCGAACGCAAGAUCCAUUUUUUGAACGAAGGUUUUUCAUAUCCGUAGGCGUUUUGUAAUCGAUUUUCUUUUUUACAGUAUUUUGUAAAUAUUUGUACUUUUUUAUCUACACAUCGUACUUAUGAAUCUUUGAAAUAGUAUGUGCUACGAUUAAAUAAAGGUGGAUAA